Messenger RNA from Salvia splendens (bonfire salvia), 285 nucleotides. Its product is annotated as glycine-rich RNA-binding protein 10-like. The coding region runs from base 1 to 285 and encodes 94 amino acids. Lineage: Eukaryota; Viridiplantae; Streptophyta; Magnoliopsida; Lamiales; Lamiaceae. The transcript has a single exon. The record is from RefSeq and is a predicted model, not a curated record.
AUGGAGGCAAAGGCGGAAAAGAUGAUAGUGGUGGUGGGGAACUCAGAGGAGGAGGUGAAGGUGGUGGUGGUGAACUUAGAGGGCCGGGUUGGGGGAGAAAGUGAAGGUGGAGGUGGUGGCGGAGGCAAAGAAGAUGAAGGUGGUGUUGGUGGUGAACUCGGAGGAGGAGGUGAAUGUGGUGGUGAAGAAAGUGAAGGUGGUGGUGGGGAAUUUAAAGGUGGUGGUAGGGAAUUGGGUGGCGGAGGCGGAGGAGAUGAAGGUGGUGGUGGGGAACGCAAGGGUUGA